Hibiscus syriacus is the source of this 3135-nucleotide messenger RNA. RefSeq lists its product as uncharacterized. The transcript is spliced from 4 exons. The record is from RefSeq and is a predicted model, not a curated record. The coding region runs from base 308 to 2560 and encodes 750 amino acids. Gene Ontology annotation, molecular function: protein dimerization activity. NCBI's taxonomy places the organism in Eukaryota, Viridiplantae, Streptophyta, Magnoliopsida, Malvales, Malvaceae.
AACCAGACAGAAUUAGCCGGUCUGACUCCGACCUAUCGCCAUUAACCUCUAACCAGUUAUAAUCAGAAAACAUUUACUCUUUCGUCGAUCCAAAAACUUCUUCCAAAUCAACACUGUUAAAUCUUCCGUUGAAGCCUCAACCUCAAACUUCAAACCAAUUUGGGUCAACACAACCGGUUCACUUGGUUCAUAUAAUCAGAUGAACCACCAAACCCAGAAAAAAAAAACCCAGUAAGUUCCUCUAAUUCUUGCCAAAAUUUACUGCUCUGAUUAAAGGGUGUGUGUUUUUAAAAAAGGGUUUGCUUAAAUGGAGUUGAAUUUGGUGCCUAUAUCAAAUACAAGACAAAAGCAUGAUCCGGCUUGGAGCCAUUGUCAAGUUUUUAAAAAUGGCGAAAGAUUGCAAAUUAAAUGUAUGUAUUGCUGCAAAAUGUUUAAAGGGGGAGGAAUUCAUAGGUUUAAGGAACAUUUAGCCGGUCGGAAAGGUCAGGGUCCGAUAUGUGAACAAGUUCCACAAGAGGUUCGAGCUCUUAUGCAGGAUAGCUUGAAUGGGGUUUUAGGCAAACACGAUAACAAGCAAAAAGCAAUUCCCAAAUUAUUCUCCUGCGGUAGUAGUAGUCCACACGUUGCUGAGAAAGAAAAUUCUGCCUCCCAUGAUGAUACGAAAGAUGGUAUCAUACCAAUUUCGGUUUUAAACACUUUAGAAGCUGAUUCUGAUUUGGCAUUGAAUGGGAUAAGGGAAGUCAAUAAGGGAAGUAGAGGUAGGAAACGGCAAAGGGAUCAAAGUUUGGUAGCAAAGAGUGAUCCUUGUGCAAAAAACGAUAUUGAAUUGGUUCCGAUAAGGGUUGAGAAUCCAGUUCAUAUGGCGAUAGGGCGUUUCCUGUAUGACAUUGGAGUUGACUUGGAUUCCGUGUACUCGGUUCAUUUUCAACCAAUGAUUGAUGCUAUUGUUUCUGGUGGAUCUGGGACUGUACCUCCCUCCUAUGAAGACCUUCGGGGAUGGAUAUUGAAGAAUGUAAUUCAGGAAGUGAAGGAGGAUAUCAAUAGAAACAAAGCAAUGUGGCAUAAGACAGGGUGUUCUAUUAUAGUUGAGCAGUGGAGCUCGAAAAACAGCAGAAUUUUGUUAAGUUUUUUGGUUUACUGUCCUCAAGCAACUGUAUUUUUAAAAUCUGUGGAUGCAUCCCAUGCAUUUUAUUCCCCAGAUUAUUUGUUUGAAUUGCUUAAGCAGGUGGUUGAAGAAGUAGGGGCUGAGAAUGUUGUGCAAGUAAUCACUAAUUGUGAUGAACAAUAUUUCUUGACCGGGAAGAGGUUGAUGGAGUCAUUUCCUUCACUUUAUUGGGCUCCUUGCUUAACACAUUGUGUGGAUAUGAUGCUUCAGGAUUUUGGUAGCCUUCAUUGGAUAAAUGAAACAAUUGAACAUGCUAAAUCUCUGACAAGAUUCGUCUACAAUCGUAGUGUGGUUCUGAAUAUGAUGAGAAGAUUUACUGGUGGUAACGACAUUGUGGAACCAGUACUUACUCGUUUUGCUACUAACUUUGCAACUCUGAAAAGAAUGGCUGGUCUUAAGCUAAAUUUGCAGGCUAUGGUUAGCUCACAGGAUUGGCUGGAAUGCCCUUAUGCAAAGAAACCAGGGGGUCUAGCAAUGUCGGACAUUGUUAGAAAUAGGUCAUUUUGGAAUUCAUGCAUCUUGAUUGCGCGAAUAACAAAUCCCCUCUUGCGGGUUCUAGAAAUAGCUGGUAGCAAGAAGAAAGCCGCAAUGGGAUACAUUUAUGCGGGAAUUUACAGAGCAAAAGAAACAAUUAAGAAAGAACUUGUCAAGAAAAAUGAUUAUAUGGUCUACUGGAAAAUUAUAGAUAAUAGAUGGGAACAACAGCGACAUCUUCCUCUUUAUGCUGCUGGUUUCUUCCUUAACCCCAAGUUUUUCUACAGCACCGAGGGAAAUAUGCACAAUGGUAUCCUAUCGUCAUUGUUUGAUAGCAUAGAGAGAUUGGUUCCUGAUGCAAACACCCAGGACCAAAUUGUCAGAGAAAUAAAUUUAUACAGGAAUGCUAGUGGAGAUCUAGGAAGGCCAGUGGCAGUUAGAGCCUUAGAUAAUUUACUUCCUGGUGAAUGGUGGUCUAUAUAUGGUGGAGGCUGCCCAAAUUUGCAACAGUUGGCCAUCCGCAUUCUCAGUCAAACUUGCAGUUUAAUUGGGUGUAAGCCAAAUAAGAUUUCCAUUGAAGAAAUACAUGACACAAGAAAUUUUCUCAACCGUCAAAGACUUAGUGAUCUUGUCUUUGUUCAAUACAAUUUGUAUCUGAGACAAAUGGUUCUUAGAAACCAAGAAAAGCAUGCUGUGGAUCCUCUCUCAUUUAACAACAAAUAUAUUCUUGAAGAUUGGAUUGCCGAUAAUGAGGUAUACCCUGAAGAUUAUGAGGGUUCAGAUUGGAUGUCACUUGAUCCCCCAGUUGAUAACAGAACAACUUUAGCACUCCCAGGUGAUGAAAUCGAAGACUUCUUGGGCACAGGGUUUAUAGAUUUAGACAUUUUCAAUGGAUUGAAGGGGGUCAAAGAGGAGAUAUGAAGAUAAUGCUAUGGUGCACCAAAACGGUUAAAUUCUCACCUACUUUAGGUUGCUGAUUAUUAUUUCCACCGUCACGUGAGCUUGUAGUUUAAAAUCCUUUAUCCCUUGUUGAUUCCGUGGUCGUGGCUGAUUAUGUCUGACUAUGUCGUAGGUGUUUAAAAUCCUUUAUCCAUCGUUGAUUCCAUGGUCAAGGAGGAGAUAUGAAGAUAAUGCUUUGGUGCACAGGUACAUAUUACCUAAGAAAUAUGUAGAAAGAGAGUUGCUAGAGUUCUCGGAAUAACUAGCAAUGGGCUUAGAAAAUUUUCUCCCUGUAAGGUUGAGAAAACUACUUUAAAGUCUAGUUUUCCGCACUUGCUAAUGGACUGAAGGGGCAAAGCUGUACAAUCCUGGAAAGAGUUUUUUUAUCAAAGAAUGCGGUUGUAAUUUAAGGUUGCUGGUCUCAUGAGAGCCAUUUUGUGCAAUUUGUUUAAUAUGAUUUUUAGUCAUGAGUUCAAAUACUGGAAAUAAGAAUACAGACUAAACCCGGGUUAGAAUUUCUUGAUUCUUGUUGCAAUCACAGCUUGUAAUUUGCAUUU